Molecule: messenger RNA, 2797 nt
Organism: Misgurnus anguillicaudatus (oriental weatherfish)
Lineage: Eukaryota; Metazoa; Chordata; Actinopteri; Cypriniformes; Cobitidae
Gene: fam117bb
Product: family with sequence similarity 117 member Bb
Source: RefSeq, a predicted model, not a curated record
CUUAAUACAAAGCACUGUUCAACAAAACCAUAAAAAGAGGAUUCGUUCAUUAUUAUUUGCACAAUUAAAAUUAUAAAAAAAAUAAUUUAUCCUCUCUAAUGCUUUACAAAUGUUAAUGGUAUGACUAUGUUCUAGUUUUUAAUAUCAUUAAUGUGUCUGUAUUAUUAAUUUAACGGAAUUAAAGGGAUCCACUUUCUGGCCAAUCAGAAGUUAUAAGGGAAGCGCGAACAGCCAAUCAGAGUCGAGGAGGCAGAGCACCGGAUCGAGUUGACGCGGUGCGUGGCUCUGACUCUCCUCAGUUUAACAGUGAACGUUUCAACUGCGGUAGUCACGACCGGCUGCGCACAAAAUAAGCGGAUAACAAACAUUAUAUGGAGUGACGAGCGGCAUUCGCCACCUCAGAUAGACUUUACCGUAUGUUUAAAGUGUUUAUGUUGAGUUUUGUGUCACUUAUCAGCGAACAUCAUGUCUCAGCGAGUUCGCAAAAACGGCUCUCCGACGUCAAACAGCUGUAACGUUACCGCGGGGAGCCCGACAGGAUCCGCUGGGAUGAACGCCGCCGGAGUGGGUUUACUGGGUCGCCUGCUGCCCAUGAAAGCCACUGUUCCCUUUCAGCUAAAACCGCAGACACAGCACCCUCUACAGACACGAACGGUCCUCUCCACCGGUAACGGUAAAUGCCUCAGCAGCGGAUGUGAUCCACCCGGAACCCACAGUCGGAGCCCCACGCGAUCCCUUUCUUCUUCGGGUGCCUCAAACGUUUCUUCGGUCACGUGCAGUUCUUCAGCGCCGUGUCCACAGUGCAUCACAUCCACAGUGUCUUCAUCAUCAAGAACUAGCCCCGUUAUCUCUGUUCACGCGACGAACCCGAGAGCACCACCUGUGACAUGCGCAUCAUCACCCUACCCGGGUGUGCAUGCCACCCAGAUCAACUCCAUCUCGGACAGUUCAGCCCCUCUUACCUCUAAUUUAUCAACCUCUCCGUCUUCGUCCUCCUCGUGGUCCUGCGGGCAUAGGGCCAAAUCCCAGCAGCCCCCUGAUCAUGACAGACUCUCUCCAGAUUCCCAGAGCUCCAGCUCACCUGUCUACAGAGACAAGCCUAGGCUUCCUGUGGCAGGGUCUUGGUGUACCACCAACAGCAACGGUAGCAUUCGUCGUACCUCCUCUUUGGACGCGCUCACAGCCCCCUACCUGUCUGGACACUGGCCCCGGGAUGCCAACCACUCCCCUUGUGCCCCCUGCAUGAGGGACAAAUCCACCCAGACCCCCAGCGCCUGGGCCGAUGAAUGCGGACAGAAGAAGAGGGGCUGUCACAAACGCUCAGCCUCCUGCGGCAGCACUGACCAGCUUAAAGAGAUUGUAAAGUUGAGACAGCAGCUCCAGCGCAGUAAACACAGUAGCCGUCACCAUCGCGACAAGGACCGCAAAUCUCCCUUCAAUGGCAACCAUGCUGCUAUCAGCCAAUCACAGGCUCCUAUUCCAAAGACGGUCCUAAUCUCAAUUCCCAUCUCCAAGUCUUCUGUGUCCCGUUUCCGUAACAGCGUAGAGGGGCUGAAUCAGGAGAUCGAACGCAUCAUUAUCCGAGAUGUAGACGACAGAGAAGAACAGUUCAUUCCUCAUGAGGCCCCAGAUGGGCAUCGCGCCCCUCCUCCCCUCUGCCAGCGCAGCGCCAGCUCACGCAGCAUUGACACACAGACACCCCUGGGCACCACGGCGGGCAGUAACCACAGCAACAGCAGCAGCCGUUCUCAGUCCAUCUCACCCACUUUCCUGAAUGUUCCCAUCGAGCCCUGCAGCGAUAGUCCAUCUCCCAACGAGGACGAAACGUUGACUGAUGGCCAUGAAAAAGAUCUCGCCCCUGGCUCACCCCAGCUCAAAUACGCCUCCUCCCCAAAGCCAAACAACACCUACAUGUUCAAACGCGAGCCACCUGAGGGCUGUGAGCGAGUCAAGGUCUUCACAGAAGAAACACAGGCCAGGCCUCCGCAGGAGAUCCCUCAGUUCCUGUGCCCAGAUAGGAACAAGGUCAAUUUCAUCCCCAAGAGCGGCUCGGCGUUCUGCCUAGUCAGCAUUCCCAAACCACUGAUGCCCACACAGGAGCUCAACAACCUCAAGAAUCAAGGCAACGGGCGUCUCACGCCAGAACCUGAGCAGAGAGCUUCUUGGAUAACCUGCGUGCUUUCCCAACAACCCUCAGGCUCCUCCCCCUCCUCCUGUCUGUCGGAGUUAGACACGCCCCCUCAACAAGUGUCUUAGCGAACUUUUGCACAUUUUCAUAACUCUUACAGAACAAAGCGAUUAUUAGUAACAAAGGCUUUUUUGGGUGACGUCUGCUUGUUUUUGACGGAAGAUGACAUGGUUGCCUUUUGCUAUGCAGCUUUAUUAAGGUUUGUGCUUGUUCUUAAAGAACAGGAAGGCCAAUUUUGGGGUUGGGUUUUUGAUAAAGGUAUGUUUGUGAUUAACAUAUUCGCUUUUAUACCUUUCGUAGACAUGACUGAGAUUGAGAAUGUUAAAUCACUAUGAACGCACACUCGCAUAAAACAGCGGGAAUCUGAUCUAUGUUAGCUUUCUCAAUUCUUCAGUACCGAGGUGGCUUUAUAGGUCCUAGAUGAAUUUUUGUGAGACACUGAUGUAUAUUUUAUAAUAGUUUGCCGUGGAUCGCUUUUGCAAGAAAUUUUCUACGUAUUUUUUAGGACCAGCAGAACAUUAAAUAGAAAUGAUGCUGUCUUAGUAGAAUAGUUCACCUGAAGAUAGAAAAAAACGUAUCAUUGUUUACUCGCCCCCAUUUCAUUUUAAU